This is a messenger RNA of Metopolophium dirhodum (rose-grain aphid), 714 nucleotides long. RefSeq lists its product as uncharacterized. NCBI's taxonomy places the organism in Eukaryota, Metazoa, Arthropoda, Insecta, Hemiptera, Aphididae. Bases 153 to 512 code for a protein of 119 amino acids. The transcript has 3 exons. The record is from RefSeq and is a predicted model, not a curated record.
GUUCUUGAGAAAAUCCAGUCUGUGUAAGUUGUUUUUAAGACAGUACACGUCCGACGGACGCUCGCAGUAGCAACCUGAAGAUUACUAACAGUUUUCUACCGUGUACUAAACUUGUCUUGCGAAAAACACUAACACAGUGGCCAACAAUCAACAUGAACUGUCUGUCAAUAGUUUUGGUUAUUGCAUUUGUUAGUUACUCACUGGGUGCACCGGAAAACAUUGAAUCACAGAGUGGAGAAAAUCAUGGCUUAGGAUACAGUAGCGAUCAAGGACUUGAUGACGAAUAUGAAGACGGAAAUGUAAACGGUGAUCCAUCCACAUCCGAUCCCAGCCCAAUAACCAAUUUCGGUGGCUACAGAAAAAUAAAAGGAAAAAAACGGGUGUUCAAGCCUAAAUUUCCACGCAGACAAUCUCGUCAGGAAAUAUGUGCUGCAACGUGUGUGGGAGAUUGUGUUUCAGGAUGGGAAACUAGUGCAUGUCUCAAGUGUAUGGGUAGCUGUCUAGUAAAAUAAUGUGAUUUGAUAUAAUUAAAUUGUAAAAUGUAUGGACAUUUUUUUUUAAUACAAUUUUUGUGAAUUAAUUUGUAUACGUAGAAUGCAAUUUUGUAUUAAAUGUAUGCAAUUUUAAGCUAUUUGAUUGUAGAAAUCAUGAUAACUUGACCAUAGAACCUUGUACAGAAAUUUAUGCAGACUUAAUAAAUUUUUGUUAAUGUAA